AUGGAAACGGCAAGCAAGACUGAAAGGUCCCCGGAGCCACCAGUCCGGAUACUGGUCCAAACCUUAACCCACUUGGUCCCAGGAAAUGACAGUUUUGAGCGAACGUUUUCAAUAUUGAACCGUAUAUGCCAGCACCACUGGAACUGUGAUUUCAGUGUUCCGAAAUUCCGCUGGGCGUCGUACAAUUGUCAAUUUGCCUUUAACAACCGACGUUGCUUCUUCCUAGUAGAUUAUGGUGAAUCUCAGAAUGAUGAUGAUGUGCCUGUUCUGUUCUAUGAGUGGACGGGAGAGACUCUAAAACCACUACCACAACUAGCAAGGGACCAAGAGAUCCAGGCUAAGCUUAAAGAAGAUGUUCCUUUUACUUGGCAGCCAUCGAAACGUGAGAAGCCAGAACUUCCGAUACCUAAGCUUGUAAAAUCAAGACUUUCUUAUGAGGAAAAUCUUCUGGUUUCUGAAAUGGAUUACAUGAGGGAGCAUCCGGAGGAUGUAAAAUGGCUUAAGGUCCAUGUUAGGCCUAGACUAUGGAGGAAAUUUGUGGCUGAGAUGAAUGCCAACAAGUCUCCUGGUGAUCCAGACAUCGAAGAAUAGCUGUGAUCAUCGAGGCUAUUGGAAGGCAGAUGCCAUACGCGCCUGUCUUUAAUGGAAAUCAAGUAUGAUGUAAAAA
Molecule: messenger RNA, 667 nt
Organism: Lindgomyces ingoldianus
Lineage: Eukaryota; Fungi; Ascomycota; Dothideomycetes; Pleosporales; Lindgomycetaceae
Exons: 2
Coding region: 1-591 (196 amino acids)
Source: RefSeq, a predicted model, not a curated record